GGCCAGCCCGUGUCUUCCUCUGCCCGGCUCAGAGACCUCAUUGGUCGGCGGCGGUGUUGACUGAAGCCCCGCUGAAACGUGCGGACCACCGCAGGAGCCCGAGGCGCAGCGACUCGACCGCCGGUGGUCGGACACCGGUUUCCUGUCGACUAGAGGCGGCUGGCUCUCCCCGGAGCUCGGUGUCGGAGACUGGAUGAGGUUGAUGCUGCUUUGCUGCACCUGGAAGGACGAACGCAUGGGAGAGGAGGAAGCUGGAGAAAGUGUGCCCGAGUGCGCGGGAUGCAAAGAGAGGAUCUAUGACGAGCAGUACCUCCAGGCUCUGAGCGCCGACUGGCACACUGUCUGCUUCAGGUGUUAUGAGUGCGGGGCCUCUCUGUCUCACUGGUAUUAUGAGAAGGAUGGGCGGCUUUACUGCAAGAAUGAUUACUGGGCCAAGUUCGGGGAGCUGUGCCACGGCUGCAACGACCCCAUCACCACCGGCCUCAUCAUGGUUGCAGGGGAACAGAAGUAUCACCCAGAAUGCUUCAGCUGUCUGAACUGUCGGACGUUCAUCGGUGAUGGAGACACAUACGCGUUGGUGGAACGAUCCAAACUCUACUGCGGUCACUGCUACUACCAGAGUGUGACCCCGGUGUCGCUGCCGGACUCGCCAUGCUCUCAGAUCCCUCACACCGUCACACUUGUGUCCAUCCCCGCCUCAGACGAGGGCGACAACGGUCGCAAAGGUCGAGGCUUCUCCGUGGCCAUCGACCAGCCUCUCAGCCCGACCAACGGCUACAGCCCUGAGUGUGGACCCACUGUGAGGGUCUCCCAAGUGGACGCUGACUGCAUGAGCCCAGAUGUGAAAAACUCCAUUCACGUUGGAGACAAGAUCCUGGAAAUCAACGGGACGCCCAUUCACAACGUUCCUCUGGAUGAGAUUGACCUGCUCAUCCAAGAGACGAGCCGGCUGCUGCAGCUCACCAUCGAGCACGACCCUCACGCUCAGAAGAUAGGAGGAAGCUCCUCGGAGGCUGAAGAUCAGUUGGACAGCACCUUGUUCACCCCAGUGUCAGAGGGCUCCAUCCCCACCCUGCCGGUCACCCAGCCCCCCAACCCGGACAUCUGCAACCUGAAGUCCCGUAUCAUCACGCGGAGUUACAGCAUCGACAAGUCGCCGGGCUCCAGCAACACAGCGUCGCCCGUCUCUCAGAGGAAGGAAAUCAACCGAUCCGAGUCGCUCCGAGUCGUCUCCAGUCGGACGCACCGUAUCUUCCGACCAUCUGACCUCAUCCACGGAGAAGUUCUCGGGAAGGGAUGCUUCGGACAGGCCAUAAAGGUGACCCACAGGGAGACUGGGGAGGUGAUGGUGAUGAAGGAGUUGAUUCGCUUUGACGACGAGACGCAGAGAACGUUCCUCAAAGAGGUGAAGGUGAUGCGCUGCCUGGAUCACCCCAACGUGCUCAAGUUCAUCGGAGUCCUCUACAAAGACAAGAGACUCAACUUCAUCGCAGAGUACAUAAAGGGAGGAACGCUGAGGGAGAUCAUCAAGAAAAUGGACAGUAACUAUCCCUGGAACCAGCGCGUCAGUAUUGCUAAGGACAUUGCUGCUGGAAUGACUUAUCUACACUCCAUGAACAUAAUCCACCGGGACUUGAACUCACACAACUGUCUGGUCCGAGAGGACAACACUGUGGUGGUGGCAGACUUCGGCCUGGCUCGGCUCAUGAUUGACGAUAAGCAUGAGGAAAAGCGGACGCAGGGCAAACUGACCGGCCUGAAGAAGCCCGACCGAAGAAAAAGGUACACCGUGGUGGGAAACCCCUACUGGAUGGCUCCUGAGAUGAUCCACGGGAAAAGCUACGACGAGAGAGUUGACAUCUUUUCUUUUGGCAUCAUGCUCUGCGAGAUUAUUGGUCGAGUGAACGCAGACCCAGACUACCUCCCCAGAGCGACAGACUUUGGACUCAACGUUUCUGGCUUCCUGGAGCACUUCUGCCCCCCUGACUGUCCCCCUGCCUUCUUCCCCAUGGCUGCUCUGUGCUGUGACCUCGAUGCAGACAAAAGACCCGCUUUCUCCAAACUGGAGGAGUGGCUGCAGAACCUGAAGAUGCACUUGGACAUUGGUCUGCCCCUCAUGUCUGAACUGGACCAGUUGCACAAGGUCUUCUGGGGGAUCCACAGCAUCAGACACCCUGAGAACGGCCUGCACACGCAUCCUGAGCAGCCUGAGUAG
Nematolebias whitei (Rio pearlfish) is the source of this 2215-nucleotide messenger RNA. RefSeq names its product LIM domain kinase 1a (gene limk1a). Gene Ontology annotation, molecular function: protein binding; ATP binding; protein serine/threonine kinase activity. The record is from RefSeq and is a predicted model, not a curated record. Bases 194 to 2215 code for a protein of 673 amino acids. NCBI's taxonomy places the organism in Eukaryota, Metazoa, Chordata, Actinopteri, Cyprinodontiformes, Rivulidae. The transcript has 16 exons. Gene Ontology annotation, biological process: protein phosphorylation; actin cytoskeleton organization; positive regulation of stress fiber assembly. Gene Ontology annotation, cellular component: neuron projection; nucleus; cytoplasm.